Messenger RNA from Argiope bruennichi, 624 nucleotides. RefSeq lists its product as uncharacterized. Lineage: Eukaryota; Metazoa; Arthropoda; Arachnida; Araneae; Araneidae. The transcript has a single exon. Gene Ontology annotation, molecular function: aspartic-type endopeptidase activity. The record is from RefSeq and is a predicted model, not a curated record. Bases 1 to 624 code for a protein of 207 amino acids. Gene Ontology annotation, biological process: proteolysis.
AUGUUGGCCGAUAAAAAUAGUGCAUUGAAUUUUUUAGUGGAUACUGGGGCAGAUGUGUCAGUUUUGCCGAAACAUUAUGCUCCAAAAGCCGCUCCCUCCAAUGAAUUACUUCUUAUAGCCGCUAAUGGUACAAAAAUACCGACUUUUGGUCGAAAGCACCUGACUCUAGAUUUGAAUUUGCGUCGAACUUUUACUUGUUCUUUUAUAAUUGCAAAUGUUAAUCAACCAAUAAUCGAUAUUGACUUCUUGAAACACUACAAUCUUUUGGUGGAUGUUAAAAAUGGCUGUUUGAUUGAUGCAAUAACUAAAUUAAUUACGCAAGGCAAAUACACAAGCACUAAAUCACUAACGUCUGGUAUAUCAAUAUUGCUUGGUGAUUCAGAGUUUUACGGAAUUUUAUCUCAAUUUCCGGAACUCACCAAUCCCUCUCAGCCAACGAAAAACAAUAAGCCCACUAAAAUCCAUCAUUUUAUUGAAACAACUGGCCAACCAGUAUUUUCAAGACCUCGUCGCUUAUCUCCCGAGUUGCUUAAAACAGCACGUCAGGAAUUUGAAUUUUUAAUGUCUCAAGGGAUUGUGCGUCCUUCUAGCAGCCCUUGGGCAAGUCCUCUACACAUUGUUUAG